AUGAGUGAGAAAUCCAGCUUCCUGCACAUUGGGGACAUCGUAUCCCUGUAUGCUGAGGGGACGGUGUGCGGCUUCAUCAGCACCCUCGGUUUGGUUGAUGACAGGUGUGUGGUGGAACCUGCGGCUGGGGAUCUGGAUAACCCACCGAAAAAAUUCAGAGACUGCCUAUUUAAGGUCUGUCCCAUGAACAGAUAUUCAGCUCAGAAGCAAUAUUGGAAAGCUAAGCAGACCAAACAGGAAAAGGAAAAGAUCUCAGAUGUUCUUCUACUGCAAAAACUUCAGCAUGCUGCACAAAUGGAGCAGAAACAAAAUGAUACAGAAAAUAAGAAGGUACAUGGCGAGGUGGUGAAAUAUGGGAGUGUCAUACAGCUACUCCAUAUGAAGAGCAACAAGUACCUUACUGUGAAUAAACGCCUUCCUGCACUACUGGAGAAGAAUGCCAUGCGUGUGACACUUGACGUGACUGGAAAUGAGGGGUCUUGGAUGUUCAUCCAACCCUUCUGGAAGCUGCGCAGUAAUGGAGAUAAUGUGGUAGUUGGUGAUAAGGUUAACCUUAACCCUGUGAAUGCUGGACAACCCCUACAUGCCAGCAACUAUGAACUUACUGACAACCCAGGCUGCAAAGAGGUGAAUUCUCUGAAUUCAAACACCAGCUGGAAGAUCAAUCUGUUCAUGCAAUACAAAGACUAUAUGGAGGAUGUCUUGAAAGGGGGUGAUGUGGUCCGCCUCUUUCAUGCUGAGCAGGAGAAGUUCCUCACAUGUGAUGAGUAUAAGGCUCGGCACCACGUCUUUCUGCGCACUACUCUUCGCCAGUCAGCCACAUCAGCUACUAGCUCCAAUGCCCUCUGGGAAGUGGAGAUUGUCCAUCAUGACCCUUGCAGGGGUGGUGCUGGCCACUGGAACAGUCUUUAUCGAUUUAAACACCUUGCAACUGGGAAUUACCUUGCAGCAGAGGAAAAUCCCACCUAUAAAGGGGAUGCCCCAGAGUAUAAAUCUGGAUCAUCUAACACAGUAGCGAGCACUCGUCCCAAUCGCAGGAAUGUGGGGGAGAAGAUUAAGUAUCGCCUUGUGGCUGUACCUCAUGGCAAUGACAUUGCUUCACUUUUUGAAUUGGAUCCCACUACCCUACAGAAGACUGAUUCAUUUGUACCCAGGAACUCAUUUGUGAGGCUGAGGCAUUUGUGCACUAACACAUGGAUUCAUAGCACCAAUGUCCCCAUUGAUGUAGAUGAGGAACGGCCCAUACGUCUCAUGCUGGGUAGUUGCCCCACUAAAGAAGAUAAGGAGGCCUUUGCCAUUGUCUCUGUGCCUGUGUCUGAGAUUCGUGACUUGGAUUUUGCUAAUGAUGCAAGUACAAUGCUGGCCCAUUUUGUGGAACGUCUGAAUGAUGGAUUCAUCAGCCAGAAUGACCGUAGAUUUGCCAUCAAACUUUUAGAAGAUUUAGUUUACUUUGUGGUGGAUGUUCCCAAUAAUGGUCAAAAUGUAUUAGAGAUAGUGAUUACCAAGCCCAACCGAGAGCGUCAGAAGCUUAUGAGGGAGCAGAACAUUCUUAAACAGGUAUUUGGUAUCCUGAAAGCUCCAUUCAAAGACAAAGGUGGUGAGGGUCCCAUGCUUAGGCUAGAGGAGCUCUCUGACCAGAAAAAUGCUCCUUACCAAUAUAUGUUCCGAAUCUGCUAUAGAGUUCUGCGUCACUCUCAGGAUGAUUACAGGAAGAACCAGGAGCACAUAGCCAAGCAAUUUGGUGUCAUGCAGUCUCAGAUUGGCUACGACAUCCUAGCUGAAGACACUAUUACCGCGCUGCUACAUAACAACCGGAAACUUCUAGAAAAGCAUAUCACUAAAACUGAAGUUGAAACUUUUGUCAGCCUGGUCAGGAAAAACCGUGAACCUCGGUUUCUGGAUUAUCUUUCAGAUUUGUGUGUAUCUAAUCACAUUGCCAUCCCAGUAACUCAAGAACUCAUCUGUAAAUGUGUUCUAGAUCCUAAAAACAGUGAUAUCCUUAUAAAGACAGAGCUAAGACCAGUAAAAGAGAUGUCCCAGUCCGCGGACUAUAUGAGUAUUGAUUACUGCGAAGAGGAGGUGUGGCUAAUCUGGUUAGACAAAAACAAUGACACACUUGAGAAGAGCAUCCGGCAGUUAUCGCAGGAAGCGCGGGCUGGGAAUGUACACGAUGAGAAUAUACUGAAAUACUAUAGAUAUCAGCUGAAGCUGUUUGCACGAAUGUGCCUAGACCGUCAAUACCUGGCUAUACAUGAAAUUUCAAAGCAGUUGAGCGUUGAUCUCAUCUUCCUCUGCAUGGCUGAUGAAAUGCUUCCCUUUGAGAUCAGAGCCUCUUUCUGUCACCUCAUGUUACAUGUCCAUGUUGACAGGGAUCCUCAAGAGCUAGUUACUCCAGUCAAGUACGCCCGUCUUUGGACUGAAAUCCCCUCAAGCAUCACCAUCAAGGACUAUGACUCCAACGUGAAUGAUUCAAGAGAUGAUAAGAAAAAUAAAUUCACAAACACAAUGGAAUUUGUGGAAGAUUACCUGAACACUGUUGUCAGUGAAUCUAUGCCAUUUGCCAAUGAGGAAAAGAACAAACUAACAUUUGAGGUGGUCAGCCUGGCACGUCAUCUCAUAUAUUUUGGGUUCUACAGCUUCAGUGAACUUCUACGACUCACACGUACUCUUCUAGGGAUUAUAGAUUGUGUCCAUAAUCCACAGGCGAUGUUGCUGCAUGCUAUGUACAGUGAAGACUCAUCAGAAAAAAAUGUGAGGCGAUCUAUACAAGGAAUGGGUCAGAUGAUGUCUACAAUGGUCCUGACUCGGAAGCCAUCCGUGUUCAGUUCUUCAUCACCUAUUCCUUCUGUAGUCAGUCAGGGUACUUCUAAGAGGAAGAGCGUGGACACUGAAAACAUUACUGUGAUGGAGACCAAACUAAAGAUACUGGAGAUCCUUCAAUUCAUCCUAAAUGUAAGACUGGAUUACAGAAUAUCGUAUCUGCUCUCCGUCUUCAAGAAAGAAUUUGUUGAAGUUUUCCCCAUGCAAGACAGUGCAGCCGAUGGGACAGCUCCUGCCUUUGAUAACUCAAAUGCUAGUUUAAAUCUAGAGCGAAUUGGGGAACAAGCAGAAGCUAUGUUUGGUGUAGGGAAAAAUUCUAUGCUGGAGGUGGAUGAUGAGGGUGGCAGGAUGUUUCUACGUGUCCUCAUACAACUAACAAUGAAUGACUACCCAUCCCUCAUCUCUGGAUCCUUGCAGCUCCUUUUCAAGCAUUUUAGCCAGCGACAGGAAGUGCUGCACACCUUCAAACAGGUUCAACUGCUCAUCUCUGCCCAGGAUGUUGAUAACUAUAAAGUGAUCAAAUCUGAGCUCGACAGACUAAGGAUUAUGGUGGAAAAGUCUGAGCUCUGGGUAGAUAAAAAAGAAAAAUCUGGUAGUGAUGGCUCCUUAGAUGGGAGCAAAAAGGAAAAGAAGGAGCAUGUGGAAAAUCAGGAAGGGUCUGGGAAGCCGGCUGUAGAGAAGAGUAGUGAGAAUUACCAGAUUGUGAAAGGGAUAUUGGAAAGGCUGAAUAAAAUGUGUGGUGUUGGAGAGCAAGUACGCAGGAAGCAACAGAGGCUGCUUAAAAAUAUGGAUGCCCAUAAGGUUAUGCUGGAUCUUCUCCAAAUACCAUAUGAAAAGGGAGACAUGAAAAUGAAGGAGAUAUUGAAGUACACACAUCAGUUUCUGCAGAAAUUCUGUGCCGGCAACCCAGAAAACCAGGCUCUUUUACACAAGCACCAGUCUCUGUUCCUAACUCCAGGUCUCCUGGAGGCUGAGACCAUGCAACACAUUUUUCUCAAUAACUACCAGCUGUGUUCAGAGAUUCAUGAGACUGUGCUUCAGCACUUCAUCCACUGCCUAGCCACCCACGGAAGACACGUGCAGUACUUGGACUUUCUACACACCAUCAUCAAAGCUGAGGGCAAAUAUAUUAAAAAGUGCCAGGACAUGAUCAUGACAGAGCUUACAAAUGCAGGAGAUGAUGUUGUGGUCUUCUACAACGACAAAGCACCAUUUGCUUCAAUGCUUGAAAUGAUGGCAGCAGCCCGUGAGGGAGUGGAAGAGAACAGCCCUCUCAUGUACCACAUUUCACUGGUUGACCUCCUAGCUGCCUGUGCUGAGGGCAAGAACGUCUACACUGAAAUUAAGUGCACAUCUCUGCUACCGCUGGAGGAUGUGGUGCGGGUGGUGACACAUGAAGACUGUAUCACAGAGGUAAAAAUGUCUUACGUGAACUUUGUGAAUCAUUGCUAUGUGGACACGGAGGUGGAAAUGAAGGAAAUCUACACCAGCAACCACAUCUGGACCCUCUUCGAGAAUUUCAUUCUAGAUAUGGCUCGGGUUUGUAACAAGCGGGAUAAGCGUCUGUCUGAUCCUACCUUGGAAAAGUAUGUACUUACUGUGGUCUUGGAAACUAUAAGAUCCUUUUUUAACUCCCCAUUUUCGGAGAACAGCACAUCUCUUCAGACUCAUCAAACAAUAGUAGUCCAAUUACUCCAGUCCACAACUCGGCUCCUUGAGUGUCCUUGGCUUCAGCAGCAAUACAAAGGAUCAGUAGAGGCCUGUAUACGGGCCCUUGCCAUGGUCGCAAAAAGUCGCAGCAUUGCUCUUCCAAUGGACUUAGAUUCACAUGUUAGCUCCUUACUGAACAGCUCCUCCAGUUCACAGCUUAGAUCCCAGCCAACAUAUAAGCAGCCAACAUCCACGCGAGCUUUCCCUCGUGCCAGUGGCACGCAGAAUCAAUGGGACUACAAGAACAUUGUAGAGAAGUUACAGGAUAUUAUAAAUGUUCUAGAAGAACAGUUGAAGCCACUUGUAGAAGCAGAACUUUCUGUUCUUGUAGAUGUCCUCCAUCAUCCUGAAUUACUUUUUAUAGAAGGGACCGAUGCCCGUUUACGAUGUGAGAGCGGGGGCUUCAUUUCAAAACUUAUUCAGCACACUAAAAAUCUAAUGUCUAGUGAAGAGAAAUUGUGUAUAAAAGUUUUACGGACCCUACAACAGAUGCUAGUAAAGAAAAAUAACUAUGAGGAACGGGGAAAUUUACUAAGGAAAACCCUUCUGAGUAAUUACCUGCAAAACAAGAAGUCAAGUGCUAAAGGCGAGACAGCUGACAGCACUGCCACUGGUCAGGACCAGGACUGGUCCAUCAUAGCACCCAUUCAAUGUAAGCUGGACCGAGAGGGAGCCACCAAGCUUGUGGCUGACCUUAUUAUGAGCUCAAAAAAUGAUAAGAUCUUUCAAGAGAGCAUCUUAUUGGCCAUCCGAUUACUGGAUGGGGGCAACACAGAGAUACAGAAUUCAUUUUACAAUUUAAUGAAGGGUGACAAUAAGUCAGAAAAGUUCUUUAAAGUUCUAAACGAAAGGAUCAAAAGUGCCCAGCAGGAAAUAAAGUCCACAAUGUCUGUGAACAUGAAUGAUCUUGGUGCAAAUGAAACCCAGGAGGACGAUGGAAAUCUCACCUCAAAAGGACAUAAUGCCCAGUUUGUGAUGCCAGCUCCCCCUUCAAAGGCCUUACCAGGAAGUCCUCUUCGAAAAGGGCAUGAUGUUGGAGAGCUUGGGGAAAGUAAUGAGGUUGGACCUGUUGUCCUGAUCAUGGAGCCCAUUCUGAGAUUUCUUCAGCUGUUGUGCGAAAACCACAAUCCAGAUCUUCAGAAUUUCUUGAGAAAUCAGAAUAACAAGACUAAUUACAACUUGGUGUGUGAGACCUUGCAGUUCCUGGAUAUUAUGUGUGGGAGUACUACAGGGGGUCUCGGACUUUUGGGUCUUUAUAUCAAUGAAAAAAAUGUGGCCCUCAUUAUCCAGACUUUGGAGACACUCACAGAAUAUUGCCAAGGACCAUGCCACGAGAAUCAGAGCUGCAUCGUGACACAUGAUUCUAAUGGUAUUGAUAUUAUAACAGCCCUAAUUCUGAAUGACAUCAGCCCUUUGUGCAAAUAUAGGAUGGACCUGGUUUUACAGCUGAAGGAUAAUGCCUCAAAGUUGCUGUUAGGUCUCAUGGAAAGCCGCCAUGACAGUGAGAAUGCAGAAAGAAUUCUAAUCAGCUUACGGCCCCAAGAACUGGUGGACGUCAUCAAGAAGGCCUAUCUUCAAGAAGAUGAGGGAGACAGCUCUGAUGUAUCACCUAGUGAAGUUGGACACAACAUUUAUAUCCUUGCCUUGCAGCUGGCACGCCACAAUAGACAUCUUCAACAACUUUUGAAGACAGUUGAUAGGGUUCAAGAAGAAGAAGAGAGUAUCUCUACCAUGUUAAGUCUAAAUAAUAAACAGCUAACACAAAUGUUAAAAUCGAAAACUGCACCUGUAGAAGAAGAGAAAGAGGAUGCUUUAGUAUACUACGCAAAACAUACUGCACAGAUUGAGAUUGUGCGUUCAGACAGAAGCAUGGAACAAAUUGUGUUUCCUGUUCCAAGUAUCUGUAAAUUCCUGACCGAGGAGACAAAGCACAGAGUAUUCACAACCACAGAGCAGGAUGAACAGGGCAGCAAAGUUAGCGAUUUCUUUGACCAGUCAUCGUUUCUUCAUAAUGAGAUGGAGUGGCAGAAGAAACUGCGAAGCAUGCCAUUAAUAUACUGGUUUUCACGCAGAAUGACACUUUGGGGAACCAUUUCCUUCAACCUAGCUGUUUUCGUUAACCUAAUCAUAGCCUUCUUUUACCCCUAUGUAGAGGGAAUGUCUAUAGGAAUACUGGAUUCACCUCUGGUUUCUCUUCUGUUCUGGGCCUUGAUUUGUUUCUCGGUUAUGUCACUUUUCACAAAGCGAUAUGGUCUGCGGCCUCUGAUUGUAGCAUUGAUCUUGCGUUCCGUGUAUUAUCUGGGAAUUGGCCCAACACUGAACAUACUGGGAAUUCUUAAUUUGACGAACAAAAUAGUCUUUGUGGUUAGUUUUGUGGGCAAUCGUGGCACAUUUAUCCGAGGCUACAAGGCCAUGGUGAUGGAUGUGGAAUUCCUAUAUCAUGUGGCCUACAUUCUGACCAGCUUCCUGGGGAUCUUCGUUAAUGAACUGUUUUACAGCAUCUUGCUUUUUGACCUGAUAUAUCGUGAAGAGACACUUUUCAACGUGAUCAAGAGUGUAACACGCAAUGGGCGAUCAAUUCUUCUGACUGCUCUGCUGGCUCUGAUCCUGGUCUACCUCUUCUCCAUUGUGGGAUUCCUCUUCUUAAAAGAUGACUUUAUUAUGGAAGUGGAUCACCUACCCAAAGCUCCCCCCACAAUGACACAGACAGUAGGGUCAAACUCUUUUGCUGAAUCCUGUACAAAGGACCAAUCUGAGUGCACGUCUGGUGUUACAGUUCUUGAUGGUCCUGAAGAUGAAGAGGAAGACACCGAACGAGCUUGCGAUACACUGCUCAUGUGCAUUGUCACCGUACUUAAUCACGGGUUGAGGAAUGGAGGAGGUGUUGGAGACAUUUUGAGAAAACCAUCUAAAGAAGAAUCUCUUUUUCCAGCUCGAGUGGUUUAUGAUCUCCUCUUCUACUUCAUUGUCAUCAUCAUCGUCCUGAACCUAAUUUUUGGUGUCAUUAUUGACACAUUUGCAGAUUUGAGGAGUGAGAAACAAAAAAAAGAAGAGGUUCUGAAAACAACCUGCUUUAUUUGUGGACUGGAGAGAGAUAAGUUUGACAAUAAGACAGUGUCCUUUGAGGAGCAUAUUACGGAAGAGCACAAUAUUUGGAAUUAUCUGUACUUCAUCGUGUUGGUGAGAGUAAAAAACAAGACAGAUUACACUGGUCCAGAAAGCUACGUGGCGCAGAUGAUAAAGACUAAGAACCUGGAUUGGUUUCCCAGGAUGAGAGCAAUGUCACUGGUCAGCAAUGAAGGUGAAGGGGAACAAAAUGAGAUCCGCAGUCUCCAGGACAAGCUCAACUCAACCACACGGCUAGUAACGCAUUUAACAACACAGCUCAAUGAGCUCAAGGAACAGAUGACUGAGCAACGAAAGCGCAGACAGAGAAUGGGGUUUGUAGAUGUACAAACUAAUGCAGGACACUCCACGGCCAGCAAUCAGAUUAUAGCCAGCCAAUGACAGAGUGGCAAUGUACUGGAACUGAAGUCUGCAUGCAAAAAGAAUGAGGAGGACUGUAGUUGAACUCUGUGCUAAUGAAAAAAAAUCUGCAUAAUAAUGAACGUGCUGCUCUUUAUAUCAAAGCAAGGAUGUUUGUGUGCAUUUAGCUGUGGGGUAUAAUGGGGAGGCAGAAGAUGUCUAUUUUUAGAAGUGAAGGAAGGGUGACCGUUGUGCAUAUAUUGGGGUAGUGUGCAAGACCACACAGGUGUGCAAGUAGGAUUGCAUGAGCCAAGCAAUUAGGAACUAUGGAGGCAAUUCAGUUAUUGCUUAUAGGCACAAAGUGCUGAAGAAACUGUAUACCGUCACUUCGCGGCCACCAACAUCACAUAUUUUCCCUCGUACCCCAUAGAAACGCGCAGGUAAGUGUGCAAUGUUGGCGUGCCGUGAGUUUCGGUAAUGUGCUCAGCCACACAUUGCUGAGAACUGAGUUGCCCCAAGAAUGAAAAAGCAAGAGAAUAGGAUUAUCACCUGUUGCACAUUUUCAAAUAUAAACUUCAUUAGAAUUGCAAUUAAAAUGAAUGUAACACACACCUCCGCAAACACAGAUUAUGGCCAGCACCAAGCUAAUAGCAUUACUAACUGUUCUUCAGACCAAGGAGGAGAUGUAUCAAGCCUUGUAAACAAAGAGGGUAAUUCAGAUCUGAUCAUAGAUGUGCUAAAUAUAAGUUUCUCAGACAUGCGGGGGGACGCGGAGCACAGGGCUAGUCCGCCCCGCAUGUCUGGCUGUGAACCCCCCCCCCCCCCCGCACGGGUGCAAAAGCAUUGCACAGCGGCAAUGUUUUUACACCCGCUGAAUUGCUCCCUGCCAGCACAGCUCCUGCACGCUGGCAGGUGACUACCCGCCUCAUCCCAGGUCGCAGCUGCUGCGUGUGAUGUCGCGCAGCCGCUGCGUCCCGCAAUGGUUGGCACGCCCCCUUCCGCCUCUGCCAGUCAGGCAGAGGCGAUCGCAGCCCUGAGAUACUUUUAGCAUCUCACUGGGCUCCCGGGUGCGCACUCCGCAGAGGGCUCCAGACUGCGAUCGCUGCCGCUGCCACGAUCCAGUCUGAAUUAAGCCUAAAACAGCCAAGCAGCUUCCAUCACUUCUAAGACUGUGCUAGAUAAAUGACAGAAGUUGUUUAGUUGCUUCGGGCAACUUCUCGGCUUUAUCUUUCUCCAAAGUUUGAUACAUCUUCCCCAUAGUUUGAAGCUAAAAGAAUAUCUCCUAAUAAUAAAAGUAAAAGUUAGAUAUGUACUAUGUAUUAGACAAAACACUCUUACCAACGGGACACAGGUCAGUCUAGCUAGCCGGUGGACUGGAUACUACGAUAAUUCCUAACUAAAAUCUGUCCUGAAAUAGACACUUGUAUGGAAUACAUUAUUAUGAUAGAGUACGCUGGUCACAGAAACAUGUGUCAGAAGACCAGUAACACCACCUUCCUUUGUGGUGUAGGCGCACCUAAUAUGUCGAUUAUAAGUAAAGUUAUCCAUCCAAUCAGGUGUUGAGGCUGGGUAGCAUCAUCAGCCUAUAUUACCCAAGACAGUGUGGAAGCCAAUGUUAUUAAAGGAGAAGUUUGUCACUAUAUCCAAUUGUACUGUUUUGCCAUAAUAGGGGUUAUUUGUAAAAAGCAUUUUGUAAUGUUGAUCACCUUCUUCUGCACUAACACAGUCAUAUAAGAAGGUAAGUCUAUAGCUUAGUGGGUCAAAAUAGUGGUGGAUGAGAGUCUGUGACUUCUGCAAGGCAGAACUAGCAGGCUGUUCAUUGCUAAGUGCACCCACAUGCAAAACCAAGAAUUUGGGAUGCAGGAGAAGCUGAUAAAUGAGCUUUAAGUGGUGCAAAGUGUACACUUGAGGUUUUACUAGUGGGGGCUGCAAUGUCUGUUGCUUGUUACAUACCUUCUUAGGUACAGUUGACUGUACUAUACUUCCAAUGAGACUCAGAUUUUGCACCAAGAGUUCUAAGCACAAACUGGGAAAUAGGUAAUUACUUAUAUCUGCACACAAAAUGCACUAUUCUGUGGUUCGUACAUUAUCCAUAUUGUCUCCUACUAUGUAGAUAUACACACAACCUCCAGUACAGGGAAAAGCUGGAGAACAACCGAUUGCUGACUAAAACGGACUAAAAACUGACAAAACAUAGGAGUGAUGAGUGUAAUGAAGAUCAUUGGCCUGAUUCAGAGGUGGACGCAGUGCUGAUGUUUGAAUGUUGGAUGAUGUUCUUUCCGCUGCGCACGCAUCAGUCACACUGCCGUCAUUGUGUGGAUUAAGACACAGAGGGGGACAUGUAUUGAGCAGUGAUAAAAGGGGAGAAGUGAGCCAGUGGAGAAGUUACCCAUGGCAACCAAUUAGCAUUGACGUAACAGUUACAUUUGCAUACUAUAAAAGUAUACAGAGCAGCUGAUUGGUUGCCAUGGGCAACUUGUCCAUUGGCUUACUUCUAUCCUUUUAUCACUGCUUAGUACAUGUACCCCGGAGUUACUGACAGGCAGUGACUGUUUGUGGGAGGUAAUGGGAUGUGGCUACUAAAACGUAGAUGUUUCAGUGCAUGUAAGAGCCAGUGGUCUUCCCCCGGCGUCUUAGUUGCAGCAGAUAUUGUGUGUUGCUCAUAGGUCCGUUGGUGCGUCUUUGUGCGCAAGCUGCGGAUCUGAGAUGCUGGCAGUGGGCAUCUCAAUACAAAUUCCAGCGGCAUUCGCAUUUCUUCUCAGAUGUGUGUACAAAAAUGUAGUGCCCAUGGGCAUUGCACCCUCCUCUGAGUCAGGCCCCAUGUGCCAAUGGCUCAUUACAUAUUUACAGAAUAAUUGUGUAAACAUAACAUACUCCAUUUAAUAUGCCUAGAAAUAGGGAAUAUUGUGUAACAGUCAGUAAUUAUUAUAAAUACAAUAUAGAUAUUUAGGAUGCUUUGUAUAAAUAGCAAUGAAUGAGAAGUAGACAGAUGCAUGGUGGUCCAUAUUUUCUUAUUCAUUUCCUUAUUAUAAGGGUGUUUCCAAACUUAUGGACCACCCUGUAUUUCACUUUGUGAUUAAUAAGUGAAACUUACUGAAAACAAAUUGCAUUCCUUAUGACCAAAUGGAUAUCUGUACUCAGUGAGACAUAUGUACUAAAGUGUGAGUUUUUAGAAGUGGAGAUAUUGCCCAUAGCAACCAAUCCGAUUCUAAAAGCAGCUAGAUAAAUGUUAAGUGGAAUCUGAUUGGUUGCUAUGGGCAACAUCUCCACUUCUAAAAAAAAUGACAGCUUAGUAAAUAUACCGCAGUGUGUGUCCAUGCGCAUGCCUAAUUCACAUUUCCAUAUACCCAAGUUUUUUUGAUAGAGGUGUGGGUUACUUUUUAAUUUUAUUUGCAAUUCUUAGACUCUAUGUAUAAGUUUAAAAAAAGAUUAUAUUGUAAUGUUGUGCUGAAGGCUCAUUUUCACUCUUUUCUUAGAAGUGCAUUGCUUCACAGAGAGUGCAAAUUAGUGCAACGUUUAUGUUCCUUAUGUGCUGAUGGAGGCAACUGUUUACAUAGGCAGCAGUCAGUUAGGUAGUUAGAAUUUAUAUGUUUUGAAGUAGAAAAUAGACAAGAAAUGGCGUUGAAAUUAUUUUGUUUCUUUCAUUACAACUUAUCUAAUAAAAUAUAGAAAUAUG
Pseudophryne corroboree (corroboree frog) is the source of this 11671-nucleotide messenger RNA. RefSeq names its product inositol 1,4,5-trisphosphate receptor type 3 (gene ITPR3). Bases 1 to 8037 code for a protein of 2678 amino acids. Gene Ontology annotation, biological process: calcium ion transmembrane transport. Gene Ontology annotation, cellular component: membrane; endoplasmic reticulum. Gene Ontology annotation, molecular function: inositol 1,4,5-trisphosphate-gated calcium channel activity; inositol 1,4,5 trisphosphate binding. The transcript has 58 exons. The record is from RefSeq and is a predicted model, not a curated record. NCBI's taxonomy places the organism in Eukaryota, Metazoa, Chordata, Amphibia, Anura, Myobatrachidae.